GAGGGUUACUUAUAGAUGUAUAAGAGGGAGGACGGCCCAGAGAGUGGACACAUCAGAUCUAGAAAGAAGAGCUUCAGUCACUGCACAAAGAAGAGCAGUGUGUCUGCUCAUUGACCUUUGACCUCUACUGACCCUGCCGGCCAGCUCAAGUCCCAUCUCUGUUCAUUCAAGAGGGUCCAGUCUUCUAGCUCAAGCAGAAGCCACCCAGAACUCCAGCCCAGGUCCAAACCACCACCACCACCAUCAUCACCACCACCACCUCCAUCCUCACACCACCUCCCACCUCAUAGCCAUGGCAACUACCACCACUGGAAACAGCAGCAGUUCAGACCAGAAGUCCACCACUUCCCCACUAAUGGCCAAACCUACCAGCCAGCAGCGACUGGUAAGCAAGGAUGGACGUAGUCUCCUGAGGGGCCCAGCGGCUGGUGGACGGGCGACCUGGGUGGGGGCGCUGCGGGACAUGUGGGGGGCAUGGCUGUCUCUGCGCUGGCGCUGGGUGGUCCUGGCCUUCUGCGGCUCCUUCCUCCUCCACUGGCUCCUCUUUGCCGUCCUGUGGUACCUGCUAGCCCGGGCUAACGGAGACCUGGGCGUCGACCAUGACAACCCACCCCCGGGUCACACGCUGUGCGUCAAAUACGUGACCGGAUUCACGGCGGCAUUCUCCUUCGCUCUGGAGACCCAGCUGACCAUAGGGUACGGGACCAUGUACCCCAAUGCUGACUGUCCCACCGCUAUCGCCCUCCUCGCCCUGCAGAUGCUGCUGGGACUCAUGCUGGAGGCCUUCAUCACUGGUGCGUUCGUGGCCAAGUUCUCUCGCCCCCAGAAGCGCUACAGCGGGAUCCUGUUCAGUCCGCAGGCCGUGGUUUCCGAGAUCGAAGGUCAGCGUUGCCUGAUGUUCCGCGUGUGUAACCUGCUCUCCAGGCCGCUGGUGGACGUUUGCGUGAGCGCCGUUCUCUACGAAGAACGUGAUGAUAUGACCCUGCACCAGACCUCCCUCGAGUUCCAGCUCGACGGCCUGGGGUCACGUCCCUGCCCCCUCUUCCUGUCACCGCUGACAUUUAUUCACCCAGUGACACCGGACAGCCCACUAAACCGCAUUCUCACGCCUGGCAGUCAGUCGCAUUUCGAGGUGGUGGUGUUCCUCUCCGCCUCCCAGGAAGGCACGGGCUCUGCCUACCAGAAGAGGACGUCCUACCUGCCUGACGAGAUCCAGUUUGGCCGGCGCUUUUCCAAGGCAAUGGUUCUACGUGGCAACGAACGGCGGAACAGCACGGAGGCCAUGCGCUAUUUUGACACACACCUCUGCUCACUCACAGCCCCCAACUCUCGGGACAAGGAAUGUGUGGUGCAGAUCAAUGGUGAAGGAAACGACAAGAUGGAAUAGAUCUACGUAGCGUCUG
Molecule: messenger RNA, 1403 nt
Organism: Colossoma macropomum (tambaqui)
Lineage: Eukaryota; Metazoa; Chordata; Actinopteri; Characiformes; Serrasalmidae
Gene: kcnj13
Product: potassium inwardly rectifying channel subfamily J member 13
Exons: 4
Coding region: 293-1387 (364 amino acids)
Biological process (GO): potassium ion import across plasma membrane; regulation of monoatomic ion transmembrane transport
Cellular component (GO): plasma membrane
Molecular function (GO): inward rectifier potassium channel activity
Source: RefSeq, a predicted model, not a curated record